AUGACUCGCCCGCUAGGCGCGAGCUUCGCGCAAUUCUUCCCCACAGCUCCAAAGGUAAAGGCUCAGACUCAGACUCGCGCAGACCAGAUCAGAGACUGCGAUCGUUCCAAGUCUGGGUUGACAUCGCCCUCUGCCAACGGCACACUCGACUCUACAUCAGGAUCCGCUGCAUUGGACCCCGACGCGAAUAUCGGCCAAAACGGCAUUGUUUCGGCGUCAGAAUCUAUACCUCCCCAACCUGACGACACCGAAUCCCCAUUCACAGACAUCCCCAGCACCGUCGACUCGGCCAGCUCAUACAGCAGCGCCGCCUCAUCGAUAUUUAGCACAACCGCCCGCCACGGAGUCGCGGUAACUACAGCUUCGUCCCGUCUGCCCACCUCGAGCCUUACUCCCAUCGCUUCUAAAGAUUCUCCCAACUUCUCGGCUUCGGCCACCGCAAAGCCAGAUAUGUCUACACCCCAUACCGCCGAUCGGGCUGCGAGACAGUCCUCUCGAAACUCGCCGGCCACAGGCCACAAUGGCUCGACAUCAAACGGACUCACAUCAAUUGAGCGCAUUCCGGCUCGAGAUCCUCUGCCUUCCGUCAAGGGCCUUAAAUGCACAUAUGAUCCGCUCCUCGAUCGAGUACACAAUAAGAGCGUCAGCAAGAGCGCCAAGCCCACAUAUAAAGAGUUCGGUCGAGACGAUGACGCCCCCCCUAAAGACCCUCGACUAUCCAGGUCCGAUGGUCGCCUCGGUUAUAUCAACACCGAUUUUUACCUACCCAAAUCGCGAUUGCGAACAGCGCCUGAGAACAUCAAGCCUUACCCAUAUGAUCCCAAGACCUCCAUUGGUCCUGGUCCACCCACGCAGAUUGUGGUGACGAGGUACAACCCUCUUAUUCCUUUCAGUAAAGUGACAGCCAUUUUUGCAACCUUCGGCGAGAUUGCCGAGAGCAGCAACAAGAUGCACCCAGAGACAGGUAGCUAUCUUGGCUUCGCGACAAUUCGUUACCGUGAUUCAAAGCGACCCGACCGACUUCCCGUCCCUGCCAUCGAGGCAGCUCGCCGAGCCGUUCGGACACGCGGUAUCAAAGUCGAUGCCGACAUUGUCCGUGUAGAAUACGAUGCCGAAGGUCGGAGAAGUCGACGGAUGUUGGAAGAGCAUCUCAAGAGGGAGAAGGAAAAGUUCGAGAAGAUAGAACAAGAACGACUUGCUCAAGCAGCCAAGGCACCGCCAACUGGUCCCAAAUCCGGAACUGCUCCAGCAUUCACAAGACCUCCUCCGACCGCUCCUAAAGGCCCGUCAGCACAGCGACAACCUGCGGCAUCCAGCGCACCACAACUCCCUACACUGGCCUCGCAGCCCAAAGCCCUCAAUAUCGAAGCUUCGAAUCUCGCGCAAAAGCUAGCGGAUGAUCCAUAUAUUUAUGUUACAGGUGAUAGUGUCCCAGUCUUGCCAAGUAUCCUUCCGCACAUGAAGAAGCGACUUAAGAAUUAUGGCUUCGAAGAAAUCCGUGUUGACAAGUCGGGUUACUUUAUCGUGUUUCGCAACUCGUUCACUGGCACAUCAGAAGCUGAACGAUGUUUUCGCGCUGUUAAUCACACAGAAUUCUUCAACUACGACAUGACGAUGCAGCUUUGUCUACCUCGGCCACGUCGAGAGGACACUUCUGGCCGCCGACGAUCCAGCGCAAGUGCCGAUCGGAAGACACAUGCCGAACCACGAUAUCGCGACGAGAGGGACAGGCGACGGAGAGAAGAAGAGGCGGACUUGGAAGAGGAGAAGAAACAAAGAGCUAAGAACUUUGAUCCUGUGAUCGAGGCCGUGGAAGCUGUUCGACGAGAGAUGACCGAACAUCUCAUUCGACACAUUCGCACCAAGGUCGCAGCGCCUGCGCUCUCAGAUUUCCUGGAUCCUGCCAACCAUGCUGCCAAGAGGCGAAAGUUCAACAUCGAGCACCCUGAUGAUAUACAGGAGAUACCUAGUAUCGAGGAUGGCAAUGAUAGUUCGCGUGUGGGAACACCCAACUCCCGCGCGGACCCGAUCGAGCGCCGGACUGGGCGACUUGAACCCAAGGCUUUACCAAGGAUUCGCAAGACGAAGAUCAAGGGUCAGGCGCAAAAGACUGCAUUUGUUGAUCCAUUUGCACGAAAACGACCGCCUGUUGCUCGAAAUGCCUUCCGUUCUCUUCACCAUCGCCUUAGAAGUCUGGAUAGUGAUAUCGAGUCUGACGACGAUACGGAUACACGGACGCUAUUGGCUCGCGAGACUGAGGAGGCCGAAUCUCGACCUCGCAGCCGUAUGAGCACUGAUGAUGAAGCCUCCAAGGACGACUUUGUUCCCUGGGAGCAGGGCGAGGAUGACUCCACGACCGAAGCCAGCUUCGCGAUAACAGAUUCUGCAAUGUCCAGGAAACGAAAGUUGGUGGCUUCAGUAGAAUCGGUUUUCAAACGUCAAAAGAAGACAGAUGAGGAAUUGUUUGGUGUUAGACUCGGAGCACUUGGCUCUGGGUUUGAAACACGAGAGGACUCCGUUGAUAUCAUCCCCGAACUAGAAACAGGUGAUGAUGUGGAAAGUAGAAUUUCCCGAUCUGAAACCCCAGCGUCUACUAUAGGCAAAACUUUGAAGAAGCGGCCCUCCAAAGCGAAAAAGACAAAGAAAACAGCGUUUGAGGAACUGGAGACUUUGAAACCUCUGCCUGACGCAGACUCUCCUGGCGAUGAAGAUGAAGUUGUAGAGGCUUCGAGGGCCGAGACGACCGACGAACAGACCAAGAAGCUACCGGCAGAAGGGGUGGUUCCUCAAAAGUAUAAUGAGAAGUUCUUGGCCACGGAACCGUUAGUACCUGCAAUGGUGUUACCCGACGGUCUCAAAACAGAUUUACCACUCUUUCAAGGGUUAGCGAUUGGUGCUAAUGACACGCCUGACCUUGCAAAACUUUCUCGGAGGUUCAACACAAAGGACAUAGGCAACCCAGAGCUAUGGUUGUGGACUCGCAACCGCGUCAGAGAGCUCAACUCCACUCACAGGACAUUGGACUCACCUGUCACUAUCGGAGGCUACUAUGUGCCUAACCCUACUGGCUGCGCACGCACUGAGGGUGUCAAGAAGAUUCUUAACUCUGAAAAGUCAAAGUACCUACCUCACCAUAUCAAGGUGCAGAGGGCAAGACAAGAACGAGAAGCCCGCCUGAAAUCUGGCAAGGAUGCCGCUGCAGAAGCUGCUGACGCCGCGAGACUGGCUGCCGAGAAACUGGUUGCCAAGGGCAAUUCACGAGCGAAUCGUGCUACCAACCGUCGCUACGUUGCUGACCUUAAUGAUCAGAAGAAGACACUCGGCCAAGACUCAGACGUCUUCAAGUUCAACCAGCUCAAGAAGCGGAAGAAGCCCGUCAAGUUUGCUCGUUCGGCUAUUCACAACUGGGGCCUGUACGCUAUGGAGAACAUUGCUAAGGACGACAUGAUUAUCGAGUAUGUCGGAGAGCAAGUUCGACAGCAGAUAUCCGAAAUCCGCGAAAAUCGUUAUCUCAAGAGUGGCAUUGGAAGCAGUUAUCUGUUCCGUAUUGAUGACAACACUGUCAUUGACGCAACCAAAAAGGGUGGCAUUGCGCGAUUCAUCAACCACAGUUGCAUGCCCAAUUGUACUGCAAAGAUCAUCAAGGUCGAGGGAAGCAAGCGCAUUGUCAUCUACGCGCUGCGUGACAUUGCCCUGAACGAAGAGUUGACGUAUGAUUACAAGUUCGAACGUGAAAUCGGCAGCCUUGACCGCAUUCCUUGUCUCUGUGGCACAGCGGCAUGCAAGGGUUUCCUCAACUGA
Molecule: messenger RNA, 3801 nt
Organism: Fusarium sp. VM40
Lineage: Eukaryota; Fungi; Ascomycota; Sordariomycetes; Hypocreales; Nectriaceae
Source: the annotation of a GenBank genome assembly